Molecule: messenger RNA, 952 nt
Organism: Paralichthys olivaceus (Japanese flounder)
Lineage: Eukaryota; Metazoa; Chordata; Actinopteri; Pleuronectiformes; Paralichthyidae
Source: RefSeq, a predicted model, not a curated record
AUGACGUCGUCUUCUUGUCCUCAGGUGGACACUCUCACUCAGAGGACAGAGGAGCUGGAGAAGGACAGAGAUCGAGUCCGAUUGGCUCUGGAGAGAAGUGAGGCAGCUGUGAUUGACUACAAGGAGAGAAGCCACCAACAGGAGCAGAGCUCAGGGGAGAGACCAAACUCAGGAGAGGGUGUGGGGGACAGACUCGUUGUCCUCCAGCGUCUCGUUGCUGAACUCGAACUCGAACAAAAACGACUGAGCAAGAAAAACUCACAUCUGGAAAAUACAAAAGAAAAAUUGAAGAGAGAGAGACACACACUGAGAGACACACUGAGACAGGUGGAAGACGAGCGAACGAGGCUGAGACAACAGCUGAUUGUCAGCAGCAGAUCUCAGGAGUCUACAGACACCACAGAAGAAGAGCGUCUGCGGAGUCGGGUGAUGGAGCUGGAGGAGCAGGUGAGUCAGCUCCAUCUCUCAUUGGCUGUGGAUCAACAGCAGAGGGCGGAGUUUAUCCAGCAGGCGUCCAGAAACAGCGAGUGGCUGCUGUCCCUAAGACAUGACCUCAGUGAUUCGCUCGCCAUCGUCACACACUGUCCAAUCCCAUCAGUCCUGGAGUCUGAGACGCAGCGAUUGGACCGCAGUCUGAAGGAGGAGGAGCUGAGGAUGUCCCUCAGCCAAUCGUAACGCUGAAAAAUGUAAAAUACAUAAUGAAGCUUUUAGCCAAAGGCAGUCAGCUGUUCUGUUGCUAUGGAAACAGCUUGAUAUCACAAAGGAAGUAAACUGUCCAACCACAGGUCGUCUGUCACGACUGAAAGACGCUGGUUCAACCUCGUGUGUUUUCUGUUUUCAUUUGUUAUGACGCACUACAUUUCCCAUGAUCCCUCAGUCUGAGCUGCUUGUGGUUCAUGUGAAGACUCGAGGUCCGCUCUGUGUAAAGUUCAAUAAAGUUUUCUAAACCAAA